Messenger RNA from Dermacentor andersoni, 552 nucleotides. RefSeq lists its product as uncharacterized. Lineage: Eukaryota; Metazoa; Arthropoda; Arachnida; Ixodida; Ixodidae. The record is from RefSeq and is a predicted model, not a curated record.
AUGAUACCCGCUCACUGCCGUCAGCGUCAACCGGACGCCACCAAGUGGGCCGUGGAAGCGCCAUAUGUCAGCAGUCCCAGCUACCCAGCUGCCAUAUGGCAACAACGUCCGGCAUACCCUCUUGUGACGCAGCCGCGUCCACUGGUACCUACGCCGAGGACACGCGCACGGUACCCGCUACGCCUUGCUCCACCUGCUCGUCACAACCCAGUCGCCAUCUCUCCCCUCGUGUCACCGAAUAAGCCGGGAACACUGCUGGAUCCAUCUAUUGCGUACCCUUGCGGCAGCUAUGACGCCUACCUGGAGGCGAAGAUGAGGCGACAACACAAGAAGAAGGGAGACGAUUAUGAGUCCACGGACACCUCGUCCCUCGCCAGCCCAGAGGAACGAGAACGCAAACAGCGAUCGCGCAGCUACUUCUACAAGGGUCUCAAGCUGCCCAGCGGUCGCCUGGUGGACAUCCGAUACCGGAACAAAUACAUUCGGUACUUAGCGAAUUCGGUACUUAGGACAGUUGGUUCGUCGGUGCAGGUCCAACAAGCGCGUACCUAA